UUUACUUUUAGUUGUUCAAAAUGACUCGCAAAGAAUCUAGAAAAAUUGUCUCGUCUCACGUUAAAAUUUCAUCGUAGGAUUCUGCCGACAAUGAUUUGGCAGAGAAGAACGUUCAAGAAAAUUCAGGUCUUGUGAAUAGAACCGCUUAAACCCCCCGCCCCGCCGCCGCCCCCGCCGCCCACCCUCACCGCCGGCGACGAGCACAGCCGAGGAUGGCGGACUCCGACCCCGCCGCCGCCGCCGCCGCUCCGACCUCCAUAUUCUCCCAGAGCCACCACCGCUCCCGCCUCCCCGACGACACCGUCUUCUACUCCGUCUUCCCCGACUCCGCCGCCGCCUCCUCCUCCCCGCCGCCGUCCCCCGCCGACCUCCAAUCCCUCCACCUCCGGAUCCUCUCCUCCGUCCCCUUCACCUCCUCCUACCUGUGGCAGCACCAGCCCUUCUCCCUCUCCCUCUCCUCCCCGCCGCCGUCGCCGCCCUGCCCCUGCUCCCCCCCGCCGCCGCCCGCUCCCCUCCACCUCCACGGCCGGCUCCGCUACGGCGACAACCUCGAGGACGAGUGGUUCGUCGUCUUCCUCCUCUUCCACAUCUCCCGCGAGUUCCCCGACCUCUCCGUCCGCGUCUGGGACACCGACGGCGAGUUCCUCCUCAUCGAGGCCGCCUUCCACCUCCCCCGCUGGCUCAACCCGGAGACCAGCCUCAACCGCGUCUUCGUCCGGCGCGGCGACCUCCACAUCGUCCCCCGCGACAAGGUCGCGUCCCCGUCGAUCGUCGAUUCGCUGAGGUUCUUGGUCGCCAACGGGGAUGAGUCGCGCGCCGGGGACGCGGUGCAGAACGCGGUGAAGGCUCGGAUCGCCGGCUACCCCGAACAGGCGAGGAGGAAUAUGCACAGGGUUAGGGUUAGGGUUCCGGCGUCGGUCGCGCAGGUGCUGAGGCACGAGCCCUGCCUGAUUUCGCUCGCCGUGGAAGGGUUCUACGACAGGGAUAUCGAUUCGAUGAAGUACGCGGCGAGGAUGGAGAGGUUCUUGAGUAAGGGGAAGGAGGAGGAGCUCGUGACCGUGGUGGUCACCUUGUCGAGGGCAAUGUAUGCACAGCUGGUGCAGCAGACGUUUCAGGCUCCGAAAUGUUAUCCGAUGCCGAGCAGGAGCAAUCCCAGGGCGUAUACGGAAGCUGAAUUGGGGAUGAAGAUUGCUUGCGGUUUCGAGAUGAUGUAUCAGAUGCGGCGAAGAGAGGGUUUGGAAGGGAAAGGAAGCACGUGGGAGGCGUAUAGAGAAAGCUUGGAGAGGAGCGGAUACUUCGAAGGGUUGCUUCCGGGUUCGAAGGAAUAUAGGAGGUUGAUGGAGAAGGCAGAGGAGUAUUACAAGAAUAGUUCCUUGUUCUCAAAGGCUAGUGAAAUGCUGAGCUCUCCAGUCAGGCGCAUAGAUGAGAUUCUUGCAUUACCUCACUCAGCCGAUGAUUUUAGGAAUCAGGAGGUUCCUCCCUCUGAUGAUGACUCUUGGCUAUACACCGGUGAGGAUGAAUUGAACUCUGCACUUCUGGAAAGACAGAAGGAGAUGGAACUUUAUGAUGCUAUGCAUGGGAAAAAGCAGAAAUCAAAAGAGCCAUCAGACACUGGUCCUUCGAACCGCAGCAAUGAUGAUUGUGAUCUCAGUAAUAUAGCAAAGACCAUGGAGGCAUUCGUCCAAAAGGUGUCAAGCUACGAGGGAGCGGAAGUUCCUGAUCAAAGGGAUACAGUAGACCUCGAUGUGGAUCGUUUUUUUAAGGACAUGGAAUCUGUACUUGGGCGUCAUGAAACGGAGGUUACUUCUCCAGAUGGAGAUGCUGGGGAAGGGUCCUCCUCAGACAUGGAUUUUGAUGAAUCUGAAGAUGCAACUGAUGAUGAAGAUAAGGAGGAUAUUUUCAUGGAUUCUUAUUCGGAUGCUCUAAGUCAGGAAUUAAAGAGCAGCACACUCACUAAAAGUUUUGUUCGUGCCAAUGAAGAACCAUCAAAAACAAAUCAGAGAGCAUCAAGUUCCACCCAAGACACGGACGAGGAUUUCACUCCAGUCGACGUGGAUGUGAACCUGAUGAAGAGCUUGCUCGAUUCGUUCUCUUCCCAAGAGGGGCUUCCCGGACCGGCUUCGAAUUUGCUCGGUCUCAUGGGGCUCCGUCUCCCACAAGAUGGCAACAAGGGGAAGUAGUCUUAUAGCCUCUUUCGUUUCAUCAGCAUUCAGCAAGAUGCAGAGUUACUCCUGUACAAAAAAGUCAAGUCUUUUCUAGUGCCUCCAUGCAUUAGAAGCUGCGCGCAACAAUCUUAGAAGGGGGUCCGUGUUUUUCAGUUACCAUGCCCGACGAUGUUGCUUCUGGCAUUCGUCACAAAAGCUUAGUAACACUAUUUUCAUACUUUUAGAUAAAUUAUGAAAAUGAUUUUAACUUGUUUA
Eucalyptus grandis is the source of this 2420-nucleotide messenger RNA. RefSeq names its product protein ecdysoneless homolog. Gene Ontology annotation, cellular component: nucleus. The record is from RefSeq and is a predicted model, not a curated record. Lineage: Eukaryota; Viridiplantae; Streptophyta; Magnoliopsida; Myrtales; Myrtaceae.